This is a messenger RNA of Hyaloscypha bicolor E, 342 nucleotides long. RefSeq lists its product as uncharacterized. Lineage: Eukaryota; Fungi; Ascomycota; Leotiomycetes; Helotiales; Hyaloscyphaceae. The annotation marks the transcript as partial. The transcript has a single exon. The record is from RefSeq and is a predicted model, not a curated record.
UCGAACAAAGCGUAUACAGUAGAGCAAGUACACUGGUUGCGGUACCACCGCGAAGACUUGCAACUCCCCUGGCCUCAAGUGCACGCUUACUUCAGCCGCUGCUUCCCGGAUACUGAGCGCUUGACGGAAUCAUGCCUCAGCAGCCGCUAUUACCGCAACAACGUGGUGCCCAAGCUUGAUGGAAAUGGUGGCUCGGUAUUAGAUAGCAACGGCAAGGUUGUUAUGAUUCCUGCGAAGGUGAGAGAUAGGGUUACUACAGAGGGGAAGAUGAAGCCGUUCUUGUUUGUUGAUAAGCAUCCGGAGUUUGCCCUAGUUUACGACUGGGUGAAGCAGAAUGACAAG